Eptesicus fuscus (big brown bat) is the source of this 1511-nucleotide messenger RNA. RefSeq names its product interleukin 10 receptor subunit beta (gene IL10RB). The record is from RefSeq and is a predicted model, not a curated record. The coding region runs from base 115 to 1104 and encodes 329 amino acids. Gene Ontology annotation, molecular function: protein binding; interleukin-10 receptor activity. NCBI's taxonomy places the organism in Eukaryota, Metazoa, Chordata, Mammalia, Chiroptera, Vespertilionidae. The transcript is spliced from 7 exons.
CCCGCCCCGCGAACCCGGAAGCGGCCUGGGGCUGGGCCGGUGCGUCGCGGCGGAGGGGACUCGGGGGCCGCCUGCCCGCCGCCCAGCGCCCUCGGGCGGGGACCCGGCGCGGCCAUGGCGCGCGGCCUCCGGGGCUGGCUGGGCGGCUGCCUGCUGGUGACGGCGACAGCGUUCGGAGCGGUGCCUCCUCCAGAAAACGUCAGGAUGAAUUCCGUUAAUUUCAAGAACAUUCUGGAAUGGGAGUCGCCCUCGUUUCCCAACGGGACUCUGACUUUCACAGCUCAGUACCUCAGUUACAGGAAGUUCCAGGACAUUUGCGUGGGCACCGCCGCCACGGAGUGCGACUUCUCGGAGCUCUCCAAGUACGGCGACCACACCCUGCGCGUCAGGGCCGAGCGCGGGGACGAGCACUCCGACUGGGUGAACAUCACCUUCUGUCCCGUCGACGACACCGUUAUCGGACCUCCGGGCGUGCGAGUGGAAGCGCUGGCUAAUUCCUUACACGUCCGCUUCUUAGCCCCGAGGAUCGAGAAGGAACAUGAGACGUGGACCAUGAGGAACAUUUAUAGCUCGUGGGUUUACAACGUGGAAUAUUGGAAGAACGGCUCGGACGCCAAGCACCCAGUGACCUGUCAGUAUGACUUCGAGGUCCUCAGAAACCUGGCGCCGUGGACCACGUACUGUGUUCGAGUCCGGGGCUUUCUUCCCCAUCGGAACAAAACCGGGCGGUGGAGCGAGCCCGUCUGCGAGGGAACCGUCAGCGACGACAGCGCCCCCUCCUGGAUCGUGGUGGCCUCGGUGCUGGCGGCCUCGGUGCUGGCGGCCUGCCUGCUGCUGGCCGGCUGCUUCGCGCUACUGUGGAGCAUCUACAAGGGCACCAAGUACACCUUCUCCCCCGGCAACGCGCUCCCGCAGCACCUGAAGGAGUUCCUGAGCCGCCCCCAGCACAACCGGCUCCUGUUCCUCUCCUUCCCGCCCUCGGACGAGAGUGACGUUUUCGACAAGCUGAGUGUCGUCACCGAAGUCUCGGGAAGCAGCCCGCAGCCCCCGGGGGACAGCGGCGGCCUCGGGACCCCGUCGGGGCAGGGCCUGCCCCCCAGCUAGCCCCUGGGAGGGGUACACCCCACUUCUCAGCACUGCCUCUGAGGGCGACCAACCACGAGGCCGGGACCCCAGCCCGGGACUCAGACGCUGGGCCAGGUCCGGAGCCUCGAACCCAAGCCUGGGUUGACCUGCCAGUGGACACUCGCCAGAGGACGCCUCACGGGGCCUGGCCGCACACACCUCUCGGCGCCCUGACCUAGGAACCGCGCAGUCGGGAGAAACGGAAGCGCCAGCCCGGGGAUCAGAGCGGAAGCGGGAAAAGCCGACCCACCGCCCGACGCCAUCAAUCGAUGGGGAAGGACGCUGGACAGCGCGGACUUGGGUUCUCGGGGUGCCUCCUCGGGGUCAUGUUCCUCCUGUUCUAUGUGGGGCCGGCGCCCCAAUAAAGUUCUCCUCUCUGGUCGGCA